GAUGUGCGAGUGAGUGCGUGGCUCCAGUACAUGCCUGGCACCCGGGCGGUGUGGCGGUGAGUGUGCGGCGUGUCGCAGCUGGCCCGCAGAGCCGUAAGGGCCAUGUGACGGAGUCCUUCCACCCUAACCACCGCCAUUCUCUCUUUGACCUUAGACAGUAGCAACCGUGGCCCCCCGAAGCACCAUUACCAGGUGCUGGGGGCUAGGAGGAUGGCGCUUCACUGGGAAAAGCUUUCGCCGGCGGAGUUUCAGCAACUGCAAGAUUUGACAACUUACUCUACCAAGAAGUUAGAAGAUGUACUUAAGGAGUUCACCGGCACAGGUCCACUCUCCAAAUAUAGCCUCGAUGGGGACAUCGACUAUGAAGGGUUUCGGCAGUUCAUGAACAUUUACUUGGAGGUGGAGAUGCAAGAGGAGCUUUGUCGGCACCUCUUCCUCUCCUUCGUCAAGCGCCCGAGACCCCAACCAGUCGAACCCAAGUCCAUCAAGGAGAUGGCGGUGAUGUCCUCGGCCACGGCCUGCGCCCCCAUCACCUCCCACAACACCUCCGGGGGCUCCAUCAGCAACCUGGCUUCGUGUGCGGUGACGGAGAGCGUCUCCACCAAAUCGGAGGGCGGCGGCGGGCUGGCGGAGAAGCUCCAUGGCCUCACGGAGAAGCUCUCGUCGCUCGGCCACAACCGCUCCGACUCUGAGACCUCGAGUCGCACGCGCACUGGCAGCAUAGGAGCAUGCGUGCACCCGAUGGUCACUGUGACGCAGACGAACAGCUACACUGAUGCCAAAAUAGAGAAGAGCACAGACUCAUCCCCCUCCCACUCCCAGAUGUCACGUUCAUCUUCCAAGAAGUCCAACAAUUCCCUCCUUGUUACUAAUGGUAAACUGGAAGACAUGAAGCAUCUGGUGAGGAAGUCCAGCAGCAUUGAAGUACACACAGUGAAGGUGAGCCUCAAGGACAUCAUCUGUUACCUCACCCUGCUGGAAGGCGGCCGGCCAGAGGACAAGCUUGAGUUUAUGUUCCGGUUGUAUGAUACGGAUGGCAAUGGAGUACUGGACACCAAUGAAAUCGACUGCAUUGUAACUCAGAUGAUACAAGUUGCUGAUUACCUGGACUGGGAUGUCACAGAACUAAGACCAAUAUUGACAGACAUGAUGGCGGAGAUAGACUACGACAAUGAUGGCACUGUGUCCCUUGAGGAAUGGAAGAGAGGUGGCAUGACCACCAUUCCUCUGCUGGUGCUUCUAGGCUUGGAUACGAACUUGAAAGAAGAUGGUAACCAUGUGUGGCGGCUCAAACACUUCAACAAACCAGCAUACUGCAACCUUUGUCUCAACAUGCUGAUGGGCCUUGGGAAGAAGGGUCUGUCCUGUGUCUUUUGUAAGUACACAGUACAUGAACGCUGUGUCCAGCGAGCACCAGCCUCAUGCAUUGCUACGUAUGUAAAGAGCAAGAAAACCUCCCAAUCCAUGUUGCAUCAUUGGGUGGAAGGCAACUGUCCAGGCAAAUGUUCUCGAUGCAAAAAGACUAUCAAGAGUUACAAUGGCAUCACUGGACUUCAUUGCUGCUGGUGCCAUUUAAGACUACACAACAGAUGUGCAUCUCAAGUAAAGCCUGAGUGCAAUUUUGGCGAGCACAGAGUACAUGUUCUUCCCCCUACAGCCAUCUGCCCUACUGUGCUGGACCGCCAGAAAUCUAUUACCAGAGAGAAGAGAGAUCUGCAGCGGUCUGAGUCAACACCAAGUGGCCUCAGUGAUGGGACUGUUUCAGCCCCAAUGUCCUUCCAAAUCACUCCCCCGCCUGGAACCCACCCACUGGCUGUGUUUGUGAAUCCUAAGAGUGGGGGAAGGCAGGGGACAAGGAUUCUCAGGAAAUUCCAGUACCUGCUAAACCCUCGCCAAGUCUAUAACUUGGCCAAGGAGAGUCCAGUAGCUGGCCUUCAGCUGUUCAAGGAUGUGCCCAACAUGAGAGUCAUUGUGUGUGGAGGGGAUGGCACAAUUGGAUGGAUCUUAGAACAAAUGGACAAGGUGCAGUGGGCUCAGGUGCCAAGUGUGGGCAUCAUGCCUCUAGGGACAGGCAAUGACUUGGCCCGCUGCCUGAGAUGGGGAGGAGGAUAUGAGGGAGAAAGUCUUCACAAAAUUCUAAAGAAAAUAGAAAAAUCCAGUGUGGUGAUGAUGGACCGUUGGCAUAUUGAAGUUUCUGAACAGACUGGCAUGCAGGAGACUGAAGAGGCUGGUGACAAGAUACCAUAUAACAUUGUCAAUAACUAUUUUAGCAUAGGUGUGGAUGCUGCCAUUGGUGUCAAGUUUCAUUUAGAACGUGAGAGAAAUCCAGAGAAGUUUAAUAGCCGGAUGAAGAACAAGCUUUGGUAUUUUGAAUAUGCUACCUCAGAGACAUUUGCUGCCUCAUGCAAAAAUCUUCAUGAAGAUAUAGAUAUUAUGUGUGAUGGUGUGUCCCUAGACCUUUCCAAUGGGCCCUCCCUGCAAGGUAUAGCCAUCCUGAACAUACCAUACACUCAUGGAGGGUCCAACAUGUGGGGGGACAACACCCUCAAGAAAAGGAAUAAAGCUAAUAAAAGUAAGAAGAAAAAGGACAGAGAAAGGGAACUAUCAACUUCAUCUUUUACGUCUGCAGAUUUAAGCACUGCUAUUCAAGUGACUUAGUACAUUAUACAUAUGAUACACCAGGAGCGGGCAACCUUUUCAAAGCAAGGGCCAGAGGAGACUUUUGGGAGCAGGCCGCGGGCCGGAGUGAGAAACACGAACCCCAAAGUAAAACAAGUGAAAAAUAUACAGAUCAGUGCUGCUUGCCAUGAAGAAGUGUUUCAAUGUCCCGCUCGAUGGAUGAGGUAGGCAACAGAAUAAUGUCAUUGAGGUGGAAGUCUGAGAGUUGAGAGUGAAAUGAGCAGUUCCUAACUGUAGGUGCUUCCAAAUAUGGGUUCAACGCUCUGAACAUGCACAAUGUAUUUUGGAAAAUUUCUAGAAGGAAGGACAAGGUCAUGGACAAUGGACAUUAGGGAAGAGGUUUGGAACUUUGCCCUAAGUUCAUCAUUGCACUGUAGCUCCACCAACUCCAUCUGCAGUGGGGCCAGAGCAUCAUCCACAGGGAAGUCAAAGGGGGCGGUGAACACCUUGAAGUCCGUAGCCAGCGGCCUGACUCCUGCAAAACUGAGGGCAAAUUCCUCCCUCAGAGAAGCGACGACACUAACGCAAGUGUCCAGGUUUACGUCACCAGGGGUACAAGUGGCGAUCUUCAGUUUCAUGUCACUGACAUGGGACAAAAUGGCCCCACGUAAGACAGUUACAGCCUUUCCUUUUUUGUUUUGAUUAAAUAUGACAACCAGAUCUCAAAAAGGAAAGAUUGUCUUCAAAAGGGCAGACCUGGCAACUCUUGUGGAGUGAGGCAAGGAGCAUAUGGUUGCCAAACAGUAUUUGCCAGCAUAUGCUGUUUAGCAGGAUUUUUUUUCAAGGGUUUAGCGGGCCGGAUUGCAAUAUUAAUGCCUAGCAGAGUGGCGAGCCUGACGCUAGGCCUUCAUGGGCUGGAUAUGGCCCGCAGGCCGGAGGUUGCCCAACCCUGUUUUACACCAAAAGACUCCUUCAGUAAAAUGAAACAUGAGGUAUUCAUAGCUUUGAGUAAUCUCAUAAUAGCAAUUUAAUAGUAUGUGUUAAAAUACUUAGGUAUGCUCAUGUACAUAUUAAUUUAUACUCUAAUAAUAAAAAAUAUAUAAUUCAACUAUUUUAAAUAUUACAUUUACUGGUCUAAGCAUACC
Eriocheir sinensis (Chinese mitten crab) is the source of this 3764-nucleotide messenger RNA. It is a transcript of the gene Dgk, whose product is annotated as diacylglycerol kinase 1-like. Lineage: Eukaryota; Metazoa; Arthropoda; Malacostraca; Decapoda; Varunidae. Gene Ontology annotation, molecular function: ATP-dependent diacylglycerol kinase activity; calcium ion binding. Gene Ontology annotation, biological process: intracellular signal transduction; diacylglycerol metabolic process; lipid phosphorylation. The transcript has 20 exons. The record is from RefSeq and is a predicted model, not a curated record. Gene Ontology annotation, cellular component: plasma membrane. The coding region runs from base 211 to 2658 and encodes 815 amino acids.